AUGGCUGCGGUGCACGGCUGCCUGUCCCUGCUGCUGCUGUCCACCUGUGUGGCUCUGCUGCUGUGGCCACCGCCAGGUGCCCGGGGGGCCCCACUGGAGCCGGUGUACCCAGGGGACGACGCCACGCCAGAGCAGAUGGCCCAGUACGCGGCCGAGCUCCGCAGAUACAUUAACAUGCUGACGAGACCCAGGUAUGGGAAGAGAGACAGAGAGGACAUGGCCUUCUUGGAGUGGGGGUCCCCGCACGCAGCUGCCCCCAGGUGA
Carlito syrichta (Philippine tarsier) is the source of this 264-nucleotide messenger RNA. It is a transcript of the gene PPY, whose product is annotated as pancreatic polypeptide. Gene Ontology annotation, molecular function: neuropeptide hormone activity; neuropeptide Y receptor binding. Lineage: Eukaryota; Metazoa; Chordata; Mammalia; Primates; Tarsiidae. Gene Ontology annotation, biological process: feeding behavior; neuropeptide signaling pathway. The coding region runs from base 1 to 264 and encodes 87 amino acids. Gene Ontology annotation, cellular component: extracellular region. The transcript is spliced from 2 exons. The record is from RefSeq and is a predicted model, not a curated record.